Molecule: messenger RNA, 1208 nt
Organism: Nelumbo nucifera (sacred lotus)
Lineage: Eukaryota; Viridiplantae; Streptophyta; Magnoliopsida; Proteales; Nelumbonaceae
Gene: CNX7
Product: co-factor for nitrate, reductase and xanthine dehydrogenase 7
Biological process (GO): Mo-molybdopterin cofactor biosynthetic process
Cellular component (GO): molybdopterin adenylyltransferase complex; cytosol
Source: RefSeq, a predicted model, not a curated record
UUUAUCUAGGCUUGGGAAAACUGGGAACGAGAUAAAAAAUUAGUGAACACUGAGAACAGAGUAGUUAAGAAUGCUACAGUCAUUGACUAUUUCUGGCGAUCUCGGACUCGAAUUGCAGAAUUAGUUGGUUCGAUCACCUGCAACUGGUUUUAACUUUUAAGGGAGGCAGAAUGAAUGAGUAAAUUUUGCUGUGCCAUUCCAAGGAGUGGGGAAUAUCUUCAGUCUCAUGUAAGACAACUAAAUCCACCUCGAGGUGCAGCUGAGGAACUGGGGGCCUUCUUGAACAGAGGAUAGAAAAUUGAAAGAUAGAGCUAGCGUACUCAUUAUGGACAAUAAAUACCCUGGAUUUGUUAAAGUGAUACAAGAGCUAAGCUUGAUUAUUUAAGGAUCAUAGAUGAAGGGUGUACAGUUCCUGAUUCCUUAUUGUGGGAGAGAUUUUAUGGUACUGUUGUGCAUAGAAAAUUUCUAGAAACAAUGACAUUGAAGGCUGACUUUUACAAGGCAUUUUCACAGUGGAAAAGAUUCGUGUAGCAGAUCCUAUAUAGCUGGAAUAAGAUGUCCGUGGGAGGACUUUCCACUAUGGGAGAACAGGGAGGAGAGGUUGAGACCCAACAAGCAAACAUCUUACCCAAGGCAAGUGACGACUCACUGCUUAGCAUUAAGGUUUUGUUCUUUGCAAGAGCUCGAGACCUUACUGGCCUAACAGGCAUCUCUCUGGAAGUCUCCACUGGUAGUACAGCCCAUGACUGUUUGAAUCUGCUCAUUGCCAAGUUUCCACGCUUGGACGAGAUCCGUGGAUGCAUGGUUCUAGCUCUAAAUGAGGAAUACACAUCCGAGUCUUCAUUGGUUCGUGACAAAGAUGAAUUGGCCAUCAUUCCUCCAAUUAGCGGAGGCUAAAGAAUGUAUGUCUAGAAGAACAAACAUAAAUAUAUAAUAAAGAAGAAAAGAAAAUAACAAUUGGGCUUUAAUUCAAUUGGGUGUACUAGAAUUUGUUGAACUUGUACCAAUAAUUAGCUGCAUUUGGAAAAUUAGACAUGGUGCUGGUUUGGCAUCACAGAAAACCAUUCUCUCCCGAUUGUAGUUCUGAGCUUUCAACUCCAUGCACAUCCAUACUUCGUGAUGAGGUUUUGGGGGGUUGAGGUCUAUUCGUCAGAUUGGUUUAGAUUUUAUUUUUGCAGUUGCCUUGGUGAAAUUGAGGAUUCACAUUA